Molecule: messenger RNA, 816 nt
Organism: Penicillium egyptiacum
Lineage: Eukaryota; Fungi; Ascomycota; Eurotiomycetes; Eurotiales; Aspergillaceae
Source: the annotation of a GenBank genome assembly
AUGUCAGAGCGAUACAAAUUUCGAUGUAGUACUCACGUUCAGCAACUACCACCCCAACAACCUGGGGGAUCACUACAAGAUGCAACUCCUCGCACAACGCUCAAGAUAGAAGACCUAGACCUUGCUAAGUCUUACGUUGGCACUUUGGUGCCACGUCGACAACCACUGAGGCCAAAGAAAAGCAGACCAUGGGCUAAGUGGACGGGAGCCAUGCCCCUCAUCCACCCAGCUCAACUUCCUCGCGGCUGGCAUAUGAAUGAGGACGAUCUUGAAAUCGACGGCCCUGGAGAUGAGAGCUCCUAUGCAGCCAUCACGAUAGGUCCAUGCCGGAUCCCUAGAGGGCUGAAUGGCAUCAAAUUAGCCCUUCGUGUUCCAGGAGUAUCUUGGUCCGCUGAGUUAGACUUUAUCUGCGGCACUGGGUCUAAUAUGAUGUCCAUUUAUGAAGGAGAUCUUGAUACGCUUCUUGGUCCAUUUGGCGCAACUGUUGGGCCAAGUAUACCGGUGAUAGGUAUUGGAACGGUGAAUACUGGUGGUGGCAUCGUAACCAAACAAUACAUGGAAAUGGAAGUCACAAUCUUGGAUGGAAAUCGUGAGAGAAUGACCGCUUGGACUAGAACCAUAUGCGCUCUCAAUAGUGCUGACUGGAUACCGAGUGCCGUCCCCCGGUUAGAUGGCCCGAUUGUGCGAGACUUGUUAUAUACGGGAAGCGCACCUGAUGGCUCCCAUCUUAUACACAUCUCAACCACGAGAUCAGAACUUGCCCUGCCACAACUGGACCUUGCUAACAACCCACCACAGCACAAUUCAAAAAACUAG